Molecule: messenger RNA, 303 nt
Organism: Echinostoma caproni
Lineage: Eukaryota; Metazoa; Platyhelminthes; Trematoda; Plagiorchiida; Echinostomatidae
Source: the annotation of a GenBank genome assembly
AUGACGAGAAGAGAACGACUUGAGGCUAAGCUAUUGAAACUACCCAGGGCACCACGGGUCUUAGCAAACCCGAAUGUGGUAGUAAUUGAGGAUAUCUUGGAACAUCUCACCAUAGUAAAUGAGACUCAAAUGGAAUCAAAUAAUGCCGCAUCCGGUCAGACAAUAUUGUCACUGGGACCAGCAUACGUUUUCAAGCUCCCCGAGCUGGAGGAAACGGUGGUCUCAGUAGCGGCUGGCACCGUAGAUCAGCCGAAAAACGGGCUGCCUACACUGGUUUUACGCCCGAAGAAAAAAUCCGAGUGA